Molecule: messenger RNA, 410 nt
Organism: Paramecium primaurelia
Lineage: Eukaryota; Ciliophora; Oligohymenophorea; Peniculida; Parameciidae
Source: the annotation of a GenBank genome assembly
AGUAUGUAAAAAACAGGAUAAGUUAAAUCAUUUGAUGUGUAAGGUAAGAUUAGAUAAAAUGUUUUAAUUUCGAAUUAAAUUGAAUCACACAACCCUUCUGAAAAUUAUAAAGGAUCUUAUGUUGUAUAUCUAACUUAAAAGACAUUAUUAUCAUAAAGGAUUUCUAUGGCGUCAUCUAUCCAUAAAGAUGUGAAAUAGACAUCAAAUAGCAAUAAUUUAUACACAUGAGGUGCUUAAGGGCUUAAUGUAGUUGUAUUUUAAAUGACAGACAUUUAUAAGUUAUCUAAAACGAUUGCAGUUUAUGGUGAACUUGAACAAUUUACAAAUUUGGCUGGACUAUUUGUUAAAAAGUUUUUGAAACCAUAAAUGCAAUUAAUAUUAGUACAAUAAAUAUUCUUAGCUUCGUAAAC